AUGAAGAGAAUAUGCACAGAAUGUGGGUAUGAUAUUGAGAAACCUGUAGUGAGAGUAAUAAAUGGAGAAAUGGCAGAAUGGUUAGUGCGGGAAGGAAGACUAAUGGACAAAAUUGGACACAUGGAGGGCAGUAUGCCCUGUGAGCAGGAUUGGAAGGAGUAUAUAGCAAGUAAGGGUGUUACAGAAAAAGUCAAGGACAUUAGCAAGAAGCUGCCUGAGGGUGCCCUUCACUGCAAUGAACACAACCACGGCGUGCACACACAACAACUCAGCCUAAGGGCUGGUAGAAUGCUGUUUGAACAUGCCUCCCUCCAGAAGAAUAUCGACGUCAGUACUACGUCCCUCGGGAGUCUUGACAGCAUCUUUAACAGCAACAAUCCUGGAAACACAGACAGAAUCUACAACAGCGCCACAGGAGCCUUCGGUAAUGACUUCGAAAGCUCUAUAGGUACUAUCAGCACAAAUGAUCCCAAAAGUGUAGCAUCCUCCAUAAGCACCUUUCACGUGGACACAAGUAGCAAAGGAAGCCAUGAGGAUGUAGCCUCCAAUAAUCAAUCUACCAUAGGUGACUCCAUCCUAUUCGAUAUUCCUGAUAAUAACAGCGUCAGCAGUCAUAACUCAGGUUCUACAGCAUGGAGUACGGCGACAGGUUCGAGCACAGCCUCCGGAAGCACUACCUCGCACAGUUUCCACAAAAGGAAAAGACCCAAAUACUACGACGGCUCAUAUGAAGAUUUACAAACCGUAGAAGAAAGAGAACAAAUGCAGAGAGCCAAGGAAAUGGCACAGAGGAAAAAAAUUCUGGAUGAAUCUAAUUACGAUCUCGAAAAUGUCGGAAACAAUUUCAAAGGACACUUGAACAAAUAUGACAUACAAAAUAAAGAUAAAAACAAUUACGAAUUUAACAGUGAAAAAUCCCUAGAUUCAAGAUUAAAGGAAAAGAACGACGCAGAACACAAAUCACGUAAGGACCGCAAGAAACGUUCUAGGAAAAGUAGAAAAUCUAAACGCACAGCAGAAAGCGAAGCCGAAAGCGAAAGUGACUCCUCCUCAUACCUCUCUAAUGACACAAUCGAUCAAUCAGAUGAAUCUAUUUUUGGAGUUAACCAACGUGAUACACUGCUAAAAAAAAUAAGAGAAUGUAGUCCAGAAGACAGAGAAAAAAUGAGAAAAAUUUUGAAAAAACUUAAAAAACAUAGAAAAAAUACAAAAUUGGAAGAUUUAGAGCAUGCACUAAGUUAUGAAUUAGAGGGAUUCACGACACAUUCAAAUACUGAUGAUGAUGCAAGCAGUACCAUUACUAGCAGCACUUCUGGUACUAUACCUGACAGUGUAAGUGACUCGUCCCCAUUUGUAGGAAGACGACAAAGCGCAAAGAAACGGUCCAAGGAAAACCCCGGGAAUGACAUCAAAGAACUCAGAUCAUACAUCGACCAAACCAUGGAUGGGAAUAAUGCCGAAGUUGCCCACUUGCUAGUUAACAAAAUUGAAAAAUACAAAGAGAAAGUCACCAAACUGAAAGAGAAAAACAUGCAGGACGUGAACUACAUGAACAUGAAACACAAGCACAAAUUGAAGAAGUUCCUCUACUUCGUCCCACUUAUUACCCUCGCCACGAUUGUCGUGGUAGGUUUACUUGUCGCUUCCAUCUGGAACGCACCAGGUCUUAUUGGUUACAUUAUUGCUGCGCUGGCUUUCGUCUUUGGAUCCCUCAUAUGCUAUGGAAUUAUGGGAAAAGUCAUGUUCAAUUCUGCCCUGGGCAUGAUUGAUGGCCUAUGGGGCGCACACCCGUAUAUGGCUGUGGAUUACAUCAUAAUCUGA
Plasmodium fragile is the source of this 1821-nucleotide messenger RNA. RefSeq lists its product as uncharacterized. Lineage: Eukaryota; Apicomplexa; Aconoidasida; Haemosporida; Plasmodiidae. The transcript has 2 exons. The record is from RefSeq and is a predicted model, not a curated record. The coding region runs from base 1 to 1821 and encodes 606 amino acids.